AGUCCACCAAGUGGGAUGUUGUUCAAAAGGGAUCCAACCUGAACGAAUAUACAGUCGACCCCUUUACAUGCAUUAGCUUCGAUCAAACAGGAGAGUUUUUAGCUGCUGGGGACAAAGGGGGGCAUAUUGUUGUGUUUAGGUGUAAUGCGAAGCUGCGGAAAAUAUACGAUAUUUAUUGCUCUUUUACGAGCCAUGAAUCAGAAUUUGAUUACCUAAAAUCUCUGGAGAUUGAAGAGAAGAUCAAUUCGAUUACUUGGCUGACAAAAUUAAACCCCUCAAACCAUCUUCUCUCGACGAAUGAUUCUAUACUUAAUGAGUUGCUUUUGUCUCUUAUAUGUAUCCCCUGUAUAUCCUAUUCUAUAGAUAAUCAGGAUUGA
Protopolystoma xenopodis is the source of this 377-nucleotide messenger RNA. The record is from the annotation of a GenBank genome assembly. Lineage: Eukaryota; Metazoa; Platyhelminthes; Monogenea; Polystomatidea; Polystomatidae.